Messenger RNA from Colletotrichum destructivum, 1687 nucleotides. RefSeq names its product Putative cytochrome P450. The transcript is spliced from 5 exons. Bases 1 to 1572 code for a protein of 523 amino acids. NCBI's taxonomy places the organism in Eukaryota, Fungi, Ascomycota, Sordariomycetes, Glomerellales, Glomerellaceae. Gene Ontology annotation, molecular function: monooxygenase activity; iron ion binding; heme binding. The record is from RefSeq and is a predicted model, not a curated record.
AUGGUGUUGCUGCGCGUCCCCGAGGUGUCGCUGAGCUCCCUAGCCGGGUUCACCGUGACACUUCUGUUCGUCUCGCUUGCUCUGCGUGUCGUCUACAACCUUUACCUGCAUCCUCUCUCCAGAUUUCACGGCCCUUGGUACGCCGCGUCGUUCUCGAUAUGCUCCGCAAUCAUAUCCAACCUCAAGCUCGAACCGCAAUGGUUGUUGUUCCUGGCCAAGCGUUAUGGCACCGAUAAGCCGAUCCGGAUUGCUCCUUCACUCUUGCUUUUCCCUCAAGCUGCGGCGCUCAAGGACAUCUACUGGGAUCCAAAGUGCAACACCAAGGGACCGCUGUACGGGACCGGGGCACUUGGCCCGCCGCAGAUUUUCUCUACCAUCGACGGGAAUGACCACAGAGCCUUGAGGAAAGCUCUGGGUGGACCACAGUGGUCCGUUGGGGCACUGAAGAACAACUGGGAGGCACGGAUCGACGACCACGUCAAUCUGUUCGUCCGCAGAAUGAGCGAGUAUGCCGAGAAGAAGCAGCCCGUGAUACUCUCCGACAAAGCGGCCGAGUUCGCCGCCGACAUCAUGGCCCUCGUGUCCUUCUCGACCCCCUGGGGGUUCGUCGCCAACAGCCGAGACGAGCGCAAGAUCCUCAAGAGCUGGCGCGACGGGCUGCCCUUCUUCGGUUUCGUCGGCCGCUUCCGCUGGUUCCGCGACGUGGUGAUGAACACGCCGUGGGGCGUCUACUUCCUCCCCAGCACGGCCGACGACUCGGGCAUGGGGUACCUGAUGAAGCAGGCCGACAGGGAGGUGUCGGAGAGGGAGCGGCGCAUCCUCGAAGAGGGCUACGUCCAGGAGAAGCCCGAUUAUCUGCAAUUUUGCCUCGAGGCCCGGAUGGACGGCGAGCCCCUGACGCCGGCGCAGAAACGAGCGCACGUCACGCUGCUCAUCCAAGCCGGCGCCGACACGACGGGCACGGCGCUCGGCAGCACGCUGCGCUUCCUCCUGACGCACGAACGGGCACUCUCACGCGCGCGCGCCGAGCUGGCCGCCGCCGCCGCCGCGGACCGCCUCAGCACGCCGAUCCAGUACGAGGAGACGCGCGGCCACCUCCCCUUCUUCGCAGCGUGCAUCAAGGAGUCGCUGCGGCUGAACCCGCCGGCGCCGAACCUCUUUGCGCGGGUGGCGCCGUCGCCGGGCGGCAAGGUCGUGGACGGGACGUGGGUGCCGCCCGGCGCGGAGAUGACGAGCAACGCCAACGUUGUGCAGCGCGAUCCGCGGCUGUACGCGCCGGACCCGGAGGCAUUCCGGCCGGAGCGGUGGUUGGGGGAGGAGGAUGGCGGCGAUGCCUCGAAAGAGGUGAUUGGCGAGAUGGAUGCUUGCGCUUUUGUGUUCGGCAUCGGGCCGCGGGUGUGCUUGGGCAAGGACGUGGCCAUCAUGGAGUUGUACAAGCUGGUCCCGGAAAUUGUCCGCCGGUUCGACUUUGAAGUGAUCCGCGAAGGGAAAUAUGUCGUUGCUGGGGGCGUGGCGUACAACGAGGGGUUCGAGGUUCAACUUCGGUUGAGGGACAAUGAGAGUGAAGGCUGAGGACUUGUAGCAAACCUAAACAAAGGGUCUAGGCUAUGUAUGGGAAUCUCUUUGAUACGCUGGUUUCUUACUUCUGAGGUUUGAUAUGAGCAGAGAACUAGACGAAAUACAUCCA